Molecule: messenger RNA, 504 nt
Organism: Rotaria socialis
Lineage: Eukaryota; Metazoa; Rotifera; Eurotatoria; Philodinida; Philodinidae
Source: the annotation of a GenBank genome assembly
AUGGUUGACUGGAAGUUUUGCUGUUGUUAAAGUCUACCAUUAGAGUGCAUCUACAGAAAUAAAAUGAAUUCUAAAUAUCUUGGUCUCCUGUUGAUCUUUGGUUUAUUAUUCACAUUAGCACAAUGUGGACGCUUAACACAACGUAAUGAUGAUGAUGACAGUAGUGACAACGAUGAAACUGUGGUUCGUAGUAUUAAUGACGAUGAUAGUGACAGUGAUGAAGCUGUUGUUCGUAACAUUGAAGAUGCUGAUGAAACAGAUGACGAAUCUUUACGUGAAGAAAAACGAGCUAUUCACGAAUUUCUUCAAGGUGAAGAAGAAGCAAGCGAAUUUCUUGAUCAAUCUCGUCGACUCUUUACAUCUGACACUAAAAGUCACAUGAAGGAUGCCAAAAAGAAAUAUGAAGAAAACUGUGAACGUCUUCUCCAUCCACGAUAUUGUCCUGAUCUUGCCACAUGGCCUGCUUGGAAUCAAGCUUGGAGUGCCGCAACUGGCAAGAAAUAG